UACAUCAGCCAGCCUCAAACUGAUGACAGUUAUACUUUGGAGCAAUAAUUGACGAAAUUGGCGUUUAAAUCAAGACUUGCAAUUUUAUUCGAAUUGAAUGGGGAAAAUGAACCAUUUAAAUGAUAAUAUUGUGUAAUUUUUUAAUCAUUUAUUUUGAAAUAAAAAAUCAUUUUUGUGACAAGUAACGAAUUCAUCGGUUUUGUUCAUUCGAACGUUCAACUGAUACAAACUGACGUUGCAGCGAUCGGUAUCGUUCAGUUUGACACAUUGAUUGAUUUGUGAUGCAACGCAACAGAACGUAAUUUGCAUGCUUCGCAUCAACAUGUGCUGCGAUUCUGUCUAGAGAUAAAUCGUAGUUUUUAACAGUUAAUCGAAUUUGAAUACGAAAAAUGGACGAUAGUUUUUCAAGUGGCAUAUUUGACGGGGAUCGAGCAAGCAUUUCUUUCAGUGGACAUUUUCGCAGACGGAGCCCAGAUAUCAGCGAAAUAGCGCCAAAUAGAGGAACGCCGCCUGAAUUGACGUUUCUAUCAGGCCACAAAGAUUCCACAAAUGUGUCGAAUUCAACCUCAUUGGAUCGCAAUCAGUCGACAAAAACAUCGUCGGCAACCAGUCAAUACUUAUCGGUUGAACACAAGUGGCCAGAGAAUGAAAAUACGUAUCUGAUUGGCGAUAUCAAGAAUUGGCCAAAGUAUCGACCGAUGGUGGACCGUUCGAUAAACUUCACCGCACUCAUUGAAGAAAAAACGAUUUACGAGCAAAGUCAAACGUUGCGACCAUAUGUGUUCCCGUCAAGCCCGAACCAAUCAAAGUUCACCUACAUGUCAAUCGAUGGAGCAUCCACAAGUCGAUCAAACGAUUCCGAUGGAAUGAUUUCAACCAAAAGCAUGUCAUCUACAAUGGUUUCGAAAUCAAGUGAAAAUGUUGAUCGUCCGACACAUUUUAUGGCCAGCAAACAGAUUUCGAGUGGAAAUUACUUAAAGGUUCCGGCUAGAGCCCCUUUAGGCGAUAUAUCCAGCGCGAUCAAAAACACACAAAAACCAUGUGCAGUGAAGUUACCAGUAUUAGCCAGCCAAAAAUGGGUAAAUAAUUUGAAACCGAAUACAUUGAAUCCAGUACGAAAUGUGCACGAGGGAACGAAGCGAGGACAAGGGAAUAUAACGCGCACAAUUGUACCAGCAUGUGCAUCGCUUAGCGUAUCCAAAAUCCCAAUCGCAAUUGAUCGUCAAAAAACACCCAUUCCAAGUGGUCGGCAAUCGGCACUAAAUCAUCUACAGCUGGCACCAACCAAUGGAAAUACCAACAGUCAACGCGAACCGCGCUACGAUGUUACCCAUCUCAUUGACAAAUUUCCGUUGAGAUCGAACAAAUCCGAAGUGAUUUGGAGAUGCACACCGUUAAGAAAUAGUGUGACCAAAUCAUUUCUGAUCUUAAAUAUCAUGGACACGCCAUUACGAUUGAAUAUCGAAGUCAUUGGGCUGGACUUCCGUGUGCCAGAGAAAGUGUUGUACCUGCAAGCCAAUGAACGUCGUAAAAUGAAGGUGACAUUUUGUCCGAGUGCCAUCGGCAAAGUAUUGGGUACAAUCCUCCUCAAACCAGUGAUGGAUUGGCGAUAUACGGCUGAAAAGCAGCGCGAGCUGUAUUUGUGUGCAUACGGAGGUGCUGCAAAUUGUCUAUUCCCAGGUAUUCACCGUGCACCAAACGACGGCGUAUUGCUUAACAUUGAAGAAAUUGAUAACGUUACCCGCAAACUGAUUUCAUACAAGGGAUUUUUAUGCAUUUCAAAUUUUGAACCAGUGAGCGGCACUGCAAUCAUAUAUGUCAAACCGAAAAUGAACACACUAGCUAUCCAUGAAACGCAAAUAUUCAUCGAACAACGAAACCUUGUUGUUCAUCAGAAUGAACCUAGGAAUGUAACCAUCGCAUGUUGUCUUCGAAGCAAAGAAUUGGAAUGGUUCCUAAAUCAAUCCAGCGAUAUGGUUGUAAUUGGUUCAGUUAUGAUCAUUCUUGGAUCAGAACCAGAUCGUCAACGCAUCACAGCCAUUCUAGCUGAAACAAACGAUACAUCGAUGCGCAAACGGUAUGAAUUUUUUAUGCACGGUUUUCCAGUCACAAACGCCGAAGAAUUUGAUGACUACAGAGGUCGCGUUGAACAGAUCGAGGAUUUAUAUGAUGGUUUUACCAUUGCUGAAAUUCCUUUGGUCAUUAAUCGAGAGAAAUUAAACGAAACACUCAACUCAUCCGCAUAUUUAACAUGCAUGGCAGGAUGCGAGGAUUUUGAUUUGCCUCGCAUGAACAACGAAGCUGAAUAAUCGAUAGAGAAUAGUUUGAAUUGAACAUACGAAUACAUAUUUAUCACAUCGAAUUUUAUCAUUUUGUUUAUUUUCAUGUUGUUCAUUUGUAUUAAUUGUAAUUGUAAUUUUGAUUAUCUAAUUUGUAAAAUGAAACUAUCAUGUGAUCCAUUGUGUACAAAAUAAUGUUUAGUCGGGCUAAAUUUAUAAAUUCGACAAGCGCUGUGAUUGAUUGAAACAAAAUCGUAGGCUUAGCACUUCGAAUCGAUAUUCAAUUUAAUAGCUUAAACUACAAAGAACUUAAAAUUAAACACCAUGCUUAGAAACAUAAAUGCGUUGACCAUUCUCGGUGAGAGCUCGGGCAUGCUUCGCCAAAAUCGAUGUGAUGGACAAUUGAGGUGAAGCGAAAAAUCUGUAAAUGAAAACAAAACAAAAAAUCAGAAUAAAUCAGGAAAAAUCAUUCAGUUGGAAAGAAAA
This is a messenger RNA of Sitodiplosis mosellana (orange wheat blossom midge), 2765 nucleotides long. RefSeq lists its product as uncharacterized. The record is from RefSeq and is a predicted model, not a curated record. The transcript has 3 exons. Bases 390 to 2309 code for a protein of 639 amino acids. NCBI's taxonomy places the organism in Eukaryota, Metazoa, Arthropoda, Insecta, Diptera, Cecidomyiidae.